Molecule: messenger RNA, 14886 nt
Organism: Myotis daubentonii (Daubenton's bat)
Lineage: Eukaryota; Metazoa; Chordata; Mammalia; Chiroptera; Vespertilionidae
Gene: SLC1A2
Product: solute carrier family 1 member 2
Exons: 11
Coding region: 4207-5907 (566 amino acids)
Biological process (GO): L-aspartate transmembrane transport; L-glutamate import across plasma membrane
Cellular component (GO): plasma membrane
Molecular function (GO): L-glutamate transmembrane transporter activity; neutral L-amino acid transmembrane transporter activity; glutamate:sodium symporter activity
Source: RefSeq, a predicted model, not a curated record
UAGGAAUCAAACCGUGAUCUCCUGGUUCAUGGGCCAAUGCUCAAUCACUGAGCUACACCAGCCGGGCUCAAGCUUUUUUCUUUUAUUCCAGGGGCCUCUUGUCCCAGUGUGUCCCCAGUAGGACACUUCUGUCAUCUGGCAGCUGCCUGUGUCUUUGGCCCGUUAUCUGCAAAAUGGCCAGACCCAAGGCUUUCUAGGGACCCUUCUAGGUGUGAAAUUUUUCUCAAUGGUUGGUAAGCUUAUAAGAUUUUAAAGAAUAAAUUGGAGCCAAUGAUAAUGUCUAUUUCACUGGGUUAUUGGUGGAUAGCUGACUAAGUACUCAAUAGAUGCCAGUGAUCAUUAAUUAGUAUACUAUUAUGGUUAAUCUCUUAAAUAAAGGUGGGUCAGCUCAAUCCAUUAUAAGAGGAUAAUGGGUAAAUGGGUUCACUCUAUACGACAAUCUCUAUAUGGAAGUAAAAAUGUUGGUGGGCUUAGCAUGUUUUUCCAGAGAGAUGGUGGGUUCAAGGUUUAGGAGGUCAAAGAGGGGGAUAUUAAGGUCCCUUCCAUUGACCUUUUCUAGGCUCUGAGUUGAGGGUGCCUCUCACGCCUGGUAGGAGGUCUCUCACCCCAAGGUCUACGUCCAGAGAGAUGCUCCAACCCCGGUCAGGCAUCUUCCCCAUCAAGCUUGAUAGGGCAGCUAAGGGUUUUGGAAUGAGCCAUCAAAAGGUUCGUGGCUUCAGCCAAGGGCCUGGAAUUGAGAAGCUGGGAUAAAUCUUAUCUCAGAGCAAUUUUGUGGAAGGAGCCCCUGGCACCUGGGCUUCAGGUCUGGCUCAAGACAGGAGCCAGAAAGCAGCAUGAGGUGGUCAGCAAGACCUGGGUUUGAAUCCCAGCUCUGCAACUUCUUCGCUCUAGGACCUUGGGUGAGUUUCACAAACACAGCGUCUCUUUACCUUCUCUCUUAAUCCAGGGAAAACAUGUGUACCUUUUGGGCUUCUGUAGGGAUCCGGAGAGAGAAGGUCUGAGGUGGCCAACACCAGGCUGAUGAAGGCAAUGUCAAAGUAAAUGUUGACAGCAUCUUCUAUCCUGUAAAAUAAAACAUGGUUGGGAAGAGUUUUUUUGGUUUCUUGAUCUGUACUAAGGAACUGGAACAAGAAGAGUUCAUGAGUAACCGGUUCAUUCAGCCUUUGGGGACCGGGGAGAUGUCCUCUUGUCAUCGAUUGCCAGCCCAUGUUUCCUGAAAAUCAGUAGCGAGGUUCCAGUAUUUCCCGGCACAUCCUGGCAGAAAGCUACCGAGUAUCUACCAUGUGCCAGGAGCUGUGCUGAGCCCUUUGCAUGGGUGAGCCCCUUCAGGCUUUUCAUUUCAUAAAAGGAAAACACCGAGGCGCAGAGACAUUAAGAAAUUCACCCCAAGUUUCUCAGCUGGUAAGAGGUGGAGCUGGGAUUUGUAUCUAGGUCUCUGCUUCGAGAGCCCAUCUUCAGAACCAUCCCAAAUAUGGGACAUCUGCCCUCUCCUGGGAAAAAUAAGUACAAAAUGGACUAGAAUGGCCUUUGCAACUGCUACAUUGUGAGCGCCCUGAGCCCAAGGACUGCGUGUUGCCCUCUCCACCCUCUCCCGGGCAUGCAGCAAGUAGGAAGUCAUGGAUGAACAAGUGGAAUUGCAAGCACCUGGGCCAGGCAUCUGUAAAACGCAGGUGUCCCCUGAGGAGUAAGUGCAUUGGAUACUUGUCUUUGAUAUGGCGAGACCAGGACUUUCCCAGGACUUUCCUGGGUGGAGGGAAGGGCCCUGAAAAUCAGGGACGAGGACAAGGUAGAGGAAAAGGCGGUGAGACAUGGAAGACGGCUCCAUGGUCUUACCAGAACAAACCAUCUGAGUUGUUGAUUACCAAGCCCUGGGCCUUUGCUGGAGGAGGUGGCGGUCUGUGGGCCACAGAAAGAAUCCAUGUUUCAAAGGACUCAGAGAAAACUGCCCCUUAAUCCAUCACUUCCUUUCAUUUCUUGUUCCCAGUGAACCGUAGGUCUUUGAUUCCCUUUGUAUCAUUGAUUUCUUCCCAACUCUCGGCCUUGGUGUUUAAUCUUUCUUUUCAACUGUAUAGUCCGCACUUUAAUUGGAGCUUCUUACUUCACUGCCGUGACCCCUGCUUCAUGUCUCUGCUUCAAAUAUUGCUCCCAGGUUCACCUCCCAUGAUGCUGCACCUGUUUCUGGACCUUGCCUUUCCCAUCCUGUGUCUGAGCUUUCGCUGUCCAGUCCCUCUGCCUGAUGUCUCCUCUCCCCACCCCUCCCCCUGUGGGAAGUCUACCCACACUCUCCAAACCCAGCACAUGUCCUUCUCCUUCGGGACUGUGUUUCCAACUGUUCAUCCAUCUCUGUUGUCGUAACUCCAGCAGCCCUGGCGUGCGUCUACAUCAGUUCCUUGGGCAAUUAAUCAUUAUCUUCCUCUUUUCUCCUCCUCGAGUGUUAUUUAUCUCUUGGAUCAUAACUUCUCACCUGUUCGCCUUCCUCUCCAUCUAGUGAGGAGUUCUUUAAAUGCAAUAUUUCUGUCUUGUUCACUGAGCAAUCGCUACCUAUGAGGCAGCCUGCAGAGGGUUGGGGGACAGCCAAGAGGAAUACUGGGUUUGCUCAUCAAUCACUGCUUGAGAGGAGGCCCUCAGAAAUGAGUGUUUGCUGGCCCAACCCAGUUCAAGGCAGUUCUGUCACCAACCACAGGGGAAGCCAAGCCGGGCUUGCUCCUGCUUUUUGCAUUGACUAUCUCUUUUGUCAAAGCAGAUGCCUGAGGAAGGCUUCCCUGUUAGUCUGGGCUCACAGGCUGCUCCUAGAGGCUCUACUCACCCAUUCCAGAAUCCACUCGCUGUGUUAGCAACCCCGCCUCUGGUGACAAGGGCUGGGUGCUGUCCUCGGGCUGGGCGCUUUCCUGAACAGGAAUGACCCACCCUCCACCCAGGUGGAGCCUAGGCCUGUCACAGGGAGUUUGGCUCCAGGCAGGGACAGAAUGGGAAGCCGGCUUCAGAGAGAGGGCUCUUCUGUCACUUCUGUGUUUCUAAAGCUCACAGCAUCCAGCUUCUAUCUGUAUUUUUCUUAGGAACAAAGGAGUGUGAUCAUUUCACAAACAUUUGCUGAGCACAGUGAUCAUUGUUUCCCUAACGUCUACCCAGCAGGGGGCUGACACAAAGUUAAACACAAUAGCCUCUGCUCUAAAUGAGCCUGGAACUAAGAACUCAAGUAAAUGCACACUGCUGAAAGCAGGAUGGCACGUAUGUGGCCACAACACAAUUUUGUGUCCGUGGCAGAGAUUGCUGAUCAAUCCUAGAACGUUGAUUCAGCUUCAGAAUCCUUCUCAACACAGUGCACCAGGCAGAACCUAUUACUGGAUUGGAUUUUGCCCAUGGGGUAAAAUCAGCUCAGAAUCUGUGCUUGUCUUUAAGGUGGUCCAAAGGCCACAGAGAUAGAGGGUGAUGUCUCAGAAGAGCCAGCAUAGAGAGCAGCCACAUCUGUCCAGUGCAGACUAGAUUGGGGGACCCCUUUGCUGGCAGUGUUCCAAAGUUGCUGUUGGGAAAGCCCCUAGGAUUGUUCCUUAUGACACCUUCAUGCUUCUGCUGCCUCCUCAUGGCUCCUUCCUGUCUGAGUUUUGGAGGAUUCUUCUUCCUCCUCUUUCCCCACAGGGAGCUGUUUUGCAAAGAUUCAACUCUCAUUCUUCUUAAGGUUAUUUUUUUUUUCUUGCCUGUUCUCUCCAUUGAAGAGCUGAUUGAAAUAGUUAAAUCUUAAAUCUUUAUCUUCAGAGGUGUCUUUUUUUCCAAAGUCUAACUUCCUUUGGCCUUGGGGCACCUGUGUGAUCUGAAACGAUCUUUCCAACUACCCAGCAUUCUCUGCUGCUUGCCUACAGAACCUCUCCUAUGAACACAGGCUCUUCUUCUAGCCUCAGCCCAAGGGGUGUGGAGCCAGGAUGGGGAGCCUUGCCCUGAUUCCUCCACUCCUUCUUUCUGCUUUGUCAGAUCUUACCAAGUCUCGGAGUCUCAGCUGAACUGUCGCUGCACCUGGAAAGUCAUUCCCGACUUUGUUAUUUCAGAAGAGAGCAAGCCAGAAGAGAAGCUCAUGGACUGAGGUCCUGACUUUUAUUCUUUCAGUCAGACAACAAACAGUGCCCGAGCACUCUCUAUGGUUGCACAGUGAAUGUCAUACGAGCCUGCCCUCACGGAGCCUGGAAUCUGGUCGCAUUUCUAUAUGCCAACAACAUGCCCAAGCAGGUCGAAGUGCGGAUGCCCCACAGCCACCUCAGCUCGGAGGAGCCGCCCAAACACCGGAACCUGGGGCUGCGGCUGUGCAGCAAGCUGGGGAAGAACCUGCUGCUCACUCUGACGGUGUUGGGUGUCAUCCUGGGGGCAGUAUGUGGAGGGCUUCUUCGCUUGGCAUCUCCUAUCCACCCUGAUGUGGUUAUGUUAAUAGCCUUCCCAGGGGAUAUACUCAUGAGGAUGCUAAAAAUGCUCAUUCUCCCUCUAAUCAUCUCCAGUUUAAUCACAGGGUUGUCAGGCCUGGAUGCUAAAGCCAGUGGGCGCCUGGGCACGAGAGCCAUGGUGUAUUACAUGUCCACCACCAUCAUCGCCGCGGUCCUGGGCGUCAUCUUGGUCUUGGCUAUCCACCCAGGGAACCCCAAACUUAAGAAGCAGCUGGGGCCUGGGAAGAAGAAUGACGAAGUGUCCAGCCUGGAUGCCUUUCUGGACCUUAUUCGAAAUCUCUUCCCGGAAAAUCUUGUCCAAGCCUGUUUUCAACAGAUUCAGACGGUGACGAAGAAAGUCCUGGAGGCGCCUGAGUCCGAAGAGGAGAUUAAUGUCACCACCUCUGUCGCCUCCCUGCUGACCCAGACUGUGACAGAGGCACCAGCGGAAAUGAAGGUGGUUAUCAAGAAGGGUCUGGAGUUCAAGGACGGCAUGAAUGUCUUAGGUCUGAUAGGGUUUUUCAUUGCUUUCGGCAUCGCCAUGGGGAAGAUGGGCGAGCAGGCCAAGCUGAUGGUGGAAUUCUUCAGCAUCUUGAAUGAGAUUGUAAUGAAGUUAGUGAUCAUGAUCAUGUGGUACUCCCCGCUGGGUAUUGCCUGCUUAAUCUGUGGGAAGAUCAUUGCCAUCAAGGACUUAGAAGUGGUUGCUCGGCAACUGGGGAUGUACAUGGUCACUGUGAUUGUGGGCCUUAUCAUCCAUGGGGGCAUCUUUCUCCCCUUGAUUUACUUUCUAGUGACCAGGAAAAACCCUUUCACCUUUUUUGCUGGCAUUUUCCAAGCUUGGAUCACUGCCCUGGGCACCGCUUCCAGUGCCGGAACUUUGCCUGUCACCUUCCGUUGCCUGGAAGAAAACCUGGGGAUUGACAAGCGUGUGACCAGAUUCGUCCUCCCGGUCGGAGCAACCAUUAACAUGGACGGCACAGCCCUGUAUGAAGCAGUGGCUGCCAUCUUUAUUGCCCAAAUGAAUGGUGUUGUCCUGGAUGGAGGCCAGAUUGUGACCGUGAGCCUCACGGCCACACUGGCAAGCGUCGGCGCAGCCAGUAUCCCUAGCGCUGGGCUCGUCACCAUGCUCCUUAUUCUCACAGCCGUGGGCCUGCCAACGGAGGACAUCAGCCUGCUGGUGGCUGUGGACUGGCUGCUGGACAGGAUGAGAACGUCAGUCAAUGUUGUGGGUGACUCUUUUGGGGCUGGGAUUGUCUAUCACCUCUCCAAGUCUGAGCUGGAUACCAUUGACUCCCAGCACCGAGCGCAUGAAGACAUUGAAAUGACCAAGACUCAGUCCAUUUAUGACGACAUGAAGAACCAUAGGGAAAGCAACUCUAAUCAAUGUGUCUAUGCGGCACACAACUCUGUCAUAGUAGAUGAGUGCAAGGUGACUCUGGCAGCCAAUGGGAAGUCAGCAGACGGCAGUGUUGAGGAAGAACCCUGGAAACGUGAAAAAUAAGGAUGUGACUCUCAGCAAAUUCUUGAAUAAACUCCCCAGUGUAUCUCAUGGUAAAAGAGGAUAUAAACACGCUUUCUUUAAAAAGGAAAAAACAAAACAAAAACACCUAUAUUUCUAUGUUUACUUAAUCUGUUAGCCGAGGCUUAGAGGACCUGUUGUGAGUCAGUGAUAGGCAUGGUGCUGUGUCUUUGCCAAAUAAUGCUUCGUAACCGUCUGAUGUUCUCAUGUGUGUUACUGUCGGAAUGGAUGCUGCUGGAGGAGCCGUUUGAAUUGAAGACACAUUCUUGCCAGCUUCCCUUUUCUCUCAAGAUGCAGGACCAUGGAUGCUCUUUUCCCAGGGGACGCGACUCAGGCUGUGUGGUACACUCCAGGGACUUGGGGUAACGAGCAGAUACACAGUGUGUUGUUUCUCCAAGUAUUCUCCAUGCUUCGCCUUGUUACGCACAAGAGAUUCUGUUAGGAGCCUCUAGAAGUAAUUCUUUUUCCGUGUCUUGUAGGGUUUGCCCACGUGUUGAUAAAAGCAGGUACCUGUCUUAGGGAACUGUGACAAUUUGUCUUCUGUCUGCUCUUUUAGCUCCGUGUUUCAGAGAGCAUUGCAGUGGGAACGGACCUGUUGAAGGCAGCUGGCUGUGGAGGCCACUGAGCCUGCGCUCUGUCCCACCUAGUCUGUGGACAUCCAUUAUUGAACUCUCAGAGUUUGCUGCGUAAUUUGCUCUAAAUUUGAUAAUGAGUUAGAAUGUAAUUUGCAUAGAACCACUGUAUAUAUUGACAAAAGUAAGAGAGCACAGUCAACAUACAUGUUAAUCAAAUUCAAGUAUUCAAAUUCAUUGGCCUUUGGUUUGUAUUCAUCUUGUCCGUGUGAGAUCAUAUUAAUCUCUGCUUCACUUUCUUUGUUUUACCCAUAAAAUUCUUGUUUGGGUUUCUAACAAAAAGACAUUUUUUGAUCUCCAAAUCAUUUCAAUCAUAUACUCAGUAAACCAAAAGGCCUAACCAUGGUGUUCUUCUUACACAUGGAGGACAGUUGUGUUGCCUGUGCCUCUUUUACUACUGUCUCUUGAUAAAAACAAAAGACUGUCAUUUAUCUAAUAUGUAGAAAGCUUUUUUUAUAUUAUAUCAAGCACAUAAAUCCAAUUACAGGACACGUUGGAAGCAAAGCCAAUCUUCCUCCCCAGUCUUCUCUGUCAAAAAGAACAGAAAACAACGUAUGUGCAAAAUCCUUAAAAGGUGCCAUUCCCAUGGCAAAGUCAAGGCAGCCUUGAACCAUGAAAUGGGCACCACACAGAUGGGACCUUUUCAAGGCUGUGAAAGUUUGGGGGAAUAAGAAAUAUAAUAGGAGCAGCACAGUGCCUUGCAUGCUGUUGACACCCAACGAAUCCUGAAUGAUUGUGUAGGUUAACUUUUUCAGUGUCUCUACUAUCAUUUUCUAGUGAAUAACCCACAGUAUUUUUCUAAAGUUUCUGGCUUUGGGAGUUUGCUGAGGACUUGAGCAUGAAUCACUGAGAAAUAAAGCACAUUGGAAGGAGUGUGUAGAACUUUGGUUCACAUGUGGGAGGCAGGUGGUCUUCUGAGGCCAGCAGAUGGAUGGUGAGAUGUUGAUGAAUCAUGACAGAGUCUAAAUUCUCUAAAGAAAGGAUAUCUAUGGCCACCACAUACCCUUUAUUACCUAGUUCUUGUGACUUCUCUUCCAAAUCAGACACCUUUGGAAUACACAGAUGUUUCCUUUUUUUUUUUUUUUUUGGUCUCCUAACCCCUAGUUAUUUUUGAAUAAGGAUCAUUAUUGAGCAGUAUUAAGCAGAUUUUGCUUUUAAAGAAAUGGCAUUGGUCUUCAUUUUCAUUAGCUGGACAGUGAGCAGGGUGGCCCAGGAUGUGCUGAACUGUAGCUGUGGGAAACGUAUCCCUUGCAGCAGACACUGUGGGUCAGGGGGACAGUUCCUGGGUGCAGCUGUGAAACUAUUAAGGCUUGUCUAUAAGUGGGACUUAUGGAGAGGAGAAGGAUAUGGGCAAGGCACCUAGGAGCUUGUGGUUUUGCUAUUUAGGGCCAGCUUAGCACACGUAUACAGGCUGACAUGUUUCUUGAUAGAGCAGUCUCAGGAUUAUCUUCCCAAGACGCUGCCUAGAUGUCUUCUCUGUUUGCUUUGUCUUCAGAGUUUUCCUCAUUACCAGUGAGAUCAUAAAUGUCUAAGUGCACAGUUUAACAAAGCAGGUAUUUCUGGUUUGAGAUUCUAUGCAAUAGAAUAGUUCCAUGAAAAUACACGUAGGAAAGCAUAUUUAUCUAGAUUCAACAAAUUAUAUUAAAAAUUAAUACUUUUUUCAAAUUCAAGACAAGCCUGAAAAUCCAGGAUGUAUAUAGAGCUGACAUAUGACUCUGUCCUUUGAUUUUUUUUUUUUUAGGCCUCAUUCAUUCUUCUCAUGCUGUGCCCAUUGGGGUUUUCCUUGCCCGGUAUAUGUGCCAUAAGCAGAACAAAUAGAUCCAGAGUAUACCUCUAACAACCUUUUCUAAAUAGGAUAUGUGUGAUUUUCCAGUGAUAUACAUAGAUUUAUAGUAAUAGCUCCAACACAGAUAUAAAUGCUUAUAACCCACUAAUAUUUGAUGAUGCAUAAAUGUUAUAUUUAUAUGAUAGACCAGAUACAUACACCACAUCCUAUAAGGUCUGUUUUGUAUUUUGUUGGUGUUUGUUGUUGUUGUUUUUGUUAGACUCAUUCACUCUUUUUAGGAAACAGAACUGUUUCAGGGGGAAACCAACUGAGCAGACUUUAAUCCUUCUCUAUCUCAUUUUUGCCCAUUGGCAGACCCAAGGGGAAUCAUCAUUAGAUCAACUACUUAGAAUUCUGUGAAUGCAAUCCAAUCAGUGAGGAAAAUGGCUUAUCUCUCCAGGUGAGGCUUUAUCUGAGAUCUUGGAGGAUGUGCGUCCCAUGCAAUCACCUUGGUCACACAGGUCCUCAAUACGGGACUUCAGGGAGGAUAUCUGAACCAGGUAGCUAUCAGAUUCAAUUCCUUACUUGCUAUUGGGUGUGGGAACAUAGCCUAUAGUCUCAUUUCCUGUGGAAGUCACCAUGUCUCCUAAAAGACAAAUAUUUACUUCUGUUCUCCAACUACUUGUUAGCAAGGAUGUUUAUAAAAACCUAAAGCAAGGAUGCCAAGAUGCCCAGCUCCUGGGUUUAGGCUGGAAGCUGAGAAAGGCUUAGGGGAAAUUCAGUUCUCGGGGAGAUAUAGUCCUGGUAGAUAAUGCCAGGAACCCCACCACUGAGUGAUUAGAGGGUGUCAGGUCCUUUCCACUUGUGCAUGGGGAAGUAUGUCAUUUUCAUGUGUGUUGAGAGUCAAGAAGCCCUCCUGGAGUUGGGUAACUCAUCUACUGGGUCCCCAAAAGGAAACCCAAUCCUGCUAUGCUUUUGCAAAUACCACACUUCCUUAUGUUCUCAACAGCAAAAAUUAUGGUACGAUAUUUCACUUUUGUCAGAGUCAAGGCUCUGUGUGCACUCCCUUUCCCCUGAAUGCAACAGUCCGCCCAAAUAGGAAUGCACACGCUCAGAGAGACUUCCCCAUGGUUCAGACUCUUGCUGGACAAGUCUCGGCAGCUCUUGCCUGGUUCCAUGGCUAAAAGUGCUCAGCAGUUACACCCAGUGGAGGCAGUAGCUCUUCCCACUUCACUGCUCUCAAACUCUUGGGGCCAUGCACUUGUCUGGGUUGCUGGUUUUGUUUUGCUUAUUCUCCAACUGAACUCAUUCCAAGCCAAUAAAAAGGACCAAAUGGGAAUUUUCAGUUAUUGCAAUAACUUGUUCCUUGAAUAAGAAGAGUAAGAUUAAGUUUAAGCUAAGAGCCUGGAGUAAUUCUGAAGUGAGGGUUUUGCAAUUCUAGUUGUCAGAGGAGAUUAGUGGUCUCUGUGUCUGUGGUAAUUUCUGGCUAAAACCUAGAAGGAAGGCUACCGAGUCCCAAGCCAGGCAGGUGACAUUAUCGGCAGGUUGCUCUCCUUGAAUAGAGUGAAUUCAAAGCUGCCUCUGAUUUUCCCCAAAGAAAAGCCCAAUUCCUCACUCUUUCUCCUCCUUUCUUCUUAUUCUAUGUAUCAUGGUUGCUGCUUAAGGAACAAUUGUAAACAACCAAGGGUUGGUUUUAGAAUAAGACGACAGGGAAUCUUAAUAGAAUAGUAUCUCAUUUUACAGCAUAACACAGCUAAUUCAGGUAAUGACAGAGAUGGUGAGAAAUAACACAAUCGGACAGAGGAAACAUGUGACUUAGACUGCCAGUUGUCAGCUGUAUAACUUAUACAAGUCACUUUAUGCCCAAGCCUCAUUCCUUCCCAUAUGUAAAGGGAAGGGGUUGGAUUAAAUGAUUAAAAGCCCCUCCCGGCCCUAAGAAUUCAUGAUCUUAUGUUUCUCUCCUAAGAGGUUUACUACUAUAAAAUAUGACUUUCUAUUUUAAGUCAGAGGGACCCACAAUAAUUACUAAUCAGUUUGCAUUUUCCUUGUCCCCUUUGGGGGAAAUCAAACUCAAGCCUCUCUCUUUAUUUGGUGGAUUACAAGCUUGGAAGAUGGCCAUGUUAAUCGACCCUGUGGUGUUUUGAGACACAAACACACACACUUCUGUAAAACUGCUCUUUGCUUACACUCACUGUCCCAGUCAAAGUAGCAAUUCAGCUCAGGGAAAAUGCUGCCAGAGUUACCAUGAGGGGACCGGACGCGUCUACAGCCUUACUCAAGCUCUUGCAUCAUUCCUGCUGUAGCAACAGAGCCCACUCCUAACACCCAAAACACAGUUCUCUCCAGACAGUCCUAAUCGCAUGCAGGAGCCUUUGGCAAAUCAACCUGAACAGUCUCAUGAAAUUCAGUGCAAGCCUUGCACAAUAACAGCCCCUGUCUGUAAAUACUUUCCCCGUCCUCCUGUAGGCGGACAUGCACACCCACGCACAGGUGAGCCUGGGCAAGUCCUUUCUCUGGAGAGAUAUACAGGGCUAUUUGAGGGAGUUCAUUUUCCAGUUCUCCUAUUGGUUUGCAUCACAUCACAGGUAGAGAAGCGCUGUCCAACAGGAAUGGAGCUGAGCUGGCUCUCACCCCUCUUCAAUGCCGGGGGACUUUCUGGGAUUGAUAGACAGCACUGCAAGAUGCAUGCCAACACGGCCUUUGAACACCCUUGUUGCACUUUUUGCUUCUGCCGCAAUGGGCUACUGUUUGCAUCCUUGCUCUUUGUCCAAACUUUUGCCAACUACGGAAUGGGUUUAGUAUUUAUUGUGUGGUGAGCACCUUGACCACCAGAGAAGACUUCCGCUCUUUAGAUUUGGGGGAACCAGAUGUAAAACUAGGACUAAAAGGAUUGAGUUUCCUUUUUAAUUUUUAGUUCAGAAGACCUGAUGCAAGAGCAGCAAGAAAGACUAUUUCUUAAUUGACCCAAAUAUGAAUCUAUGGAAAAGUAAGAGAAGGCCCACGUUCUUAUUUCAAUCAUUCUAAACAAUAUUUUGAAUAAUGAUCUAUCAUUUUUUUACUACGUCCAGCCUUGCUCCACCUUCCUACCUCCAGGCCAAGUAUCCACUUAGAUAUUUUUAAAAGUCCUUCUGAUUGUUCUAUGGGGGCCCUUCUGUGCUGAGAAUAAAACCUGCUGCGGGAACAGACCCCACUGCUUUGCAGAGUCGGCACUGGACCCAGAGCAUGGGUAGCAACAAGUCCCCACCGCCUCUGGAGACACCCCAGUUCCUGGGUGAGUGUUGGAACAUAACAGCUCACUGCUGCCCUUGUCAUCAUCCCCCAUGGAGACGGGGAUGUGCAGUCAGAGCCUUGCUCCCACUGGGGCUCCGUUUCUUCUCAUGGCAACCACUUCGCCUGCCUCGAAACAGCCUGUUGCCUUUGGUAGGAGAGAAAUGUGCACACUAGCCAAGGAAGUCGGUCUAGUGAGUCUCAGGUUUCUCCCCGGGGAGGGAGUUUCCUGAGAUGUGUGAUCAGAAAGCUGGCCCUCUGGUUGCUUGGUGCUCCGGGAGCAUUCUAUCCCUUGCCAGGAGCUCACCCUUCAGCAUCCAGAUCCUCCCACACACCCUUCCUCCUUCCCCUGGUGAACCUCAGCAUUGUAUCUCCAUGUUGCACAGCACAGACCAGGUGAUCUGGUCACUAUAGAGAUUUGUAUAUAUAUAAAAAAACUACUUUUGUGAGGAUUUUUGUAUAUUGUUUUUCUAUUUGUUUUCUACAGCUUGAGGAGAGAGCUGGCAAACUGUGAAUCUAAUUUGACCUUGCUGCCAGCAGAUAUAUUUUGGCUUCCUGAUAAGAAUCUAUGUUACCAGGGCCAACAUAUUGCCCUCUGAUCAGUAUUGCACCCCAAACUCUGAUUCCUCCAGCCCAACCUUACAUUCUUUUUUAAAACAAAUCCCCGGGCUUCUUUGCUAUUAUUUAUAAAGAGCACGAGAACAUGUAUUUAUAGUCCUGAAUGCUAUGUUUAAUAUUGAGUUAGCCUUUAAUAAUGUUCUAGGUUUGUAGCUAUUCUUCAUACAUCAUAAAGGACUCAGUGCAGACUGAAUUCCUCUAUUUAGUAUCUGUAAUUUUCAGACAGAUAUUUUCUUAUGGUAUUUUCUAUAUAACCACAUAUGUAGAAUUAUAACCAAUUAUAACCAAUUGCACAAGAAGUUUCUACAGCAAUUUAGAGCUAUCAGUUGUUUUCCUGAGCGUACAGCCACAUUUUAAAAAUGUAAGGACCCAGUCCUUUGCGAUGCAAUGAACGAAAGAACCAUAAAGAACAAGCAAUCCCCUACAUCCUGACUUAGCUGGUUAGGCUCUGCAUCUUAACAAUUCAUCUUUGUAUCUCAAGAGAUGGUGCUGGCUUCUUAUUUUUUGACACCAGGCCUUGUUUUGCCAGCUAAGCAUUCUAAUUGUACUUUCCUCCAAGAAGAUGAAAAAUAAGAUGAUAAUAGCGGGAUCAUGUCUAUAUCAGACUCUCCCAUGCCUUCCUACUGACUUGUGUAAAAACUGGCUUGGGAAAAUUUGCAUAGCAGAGACUGAGGGUUAGUGUGAGGAAGCACAUCAGGACAAAUUUGUCGCAGUUCAUUCUUGCCAAGCAAAUUGGUGAUAAAUGUCAAAGUGUUGUGUAUCCUCGGGUGACUAACAGUCCAUGGAAUUUCCCCAAGAGGCAAACCAAUAGCAACUUCAAAGGCAAAGAGGGUCUUCCUUCUGUCAAACACACUUUCUGAUAUGGUUGUAGGGUUAGUAUUUUCGCCACAUUUUCAGACAUAGUUACAUAGAAAGUGUACUGGGAUAUAUUUGAGCUUGCUCUUCAUUAAGCAAACAGAUUAGAAGUCCCCCUCAACUGGCAAUGAUUGUACCUGUGAUAUUCAAGUACAGAUAGCUGUCAAAGCAUGAAGUUCUUGUGUGUACACAGCAACACUUGGUUCACGCAUGAAGAACAGUGCCUAUGCACUUAUGUAGCUAUAAUGUAGGUAUCUAGGUGUAAUUUCAGUGAAAUGGUGCGUAGAUGUUAAUUUAAUUUAAAUGCUAAUUUUGGCUGUUCAUCUAACUGUAGUAGACUUGUUGAUUGGUGUUUUGAAAACCCUUCUUUUCCUUCUUAGAUACCUAGUGGUGAAUGAUUUCUCGUUUUCCUUAAUGUGAUUUGGGGGUGUAUAUCCGUGAAGAACUUACCUAUGAAUCCUUUGUACCGAUGAUUGUUUCCAAGUUUGUGUGCAUCCAGCAUCUUUGUCGAUAUGCAAUUCAGAGCAAGGGAGGGUUAGAUGUGGGCCGUGAUUCUUCAUGAAAGUUCACCUGCCAUCUGUGUGACGUAAUGGCGAAAGCAACUGUGGAACUUCUGAUGGCCUACGCUUAGCUAGUUUAGAAUGAGGACAUUGAUCUACAGCCCUCCUCUGCUUGGUGGGUUGGGCUCAGAGAGACAACAAGUGAGUCUGCUCUGUGCAUGUCAGCAACAUGUCCUGAUGUAAAGGUCUGCCUCUCUGAUUGCCACAUGCUGAUCAUGACGCUCAUGACUUCAAGGCUCUGAAGAGCCUUGUCUCCCUUGGUGUCUUGAGUCAGGACACAGGAAAGAUAUUUACUGACCAACUGCCAUGCAGGCCAAACGCCACAGAAGCACAGUCCUGCCAGUAAACGUCUGUAGAAAGACCCUAGAAGCACAGGGGUGGUCAGUGUGCAGCUUUGAGUUACAGAAAGGCAACUGAUAAAGCACAGAUCCCACAUAUGUGAAGGGAGUAUGACCUCUACCUAUAGGCUCUGUGUGCAUGUUUUGAAUGAUUGAAGGUGAGAUUCACUAAUGCAACGAUACACUUGCUGCCUAAAACACUCAUUCUGUGUAAUUAUCCCUCCACGUAAUGCCGUGGGGUCUCUAGUUCCUGUAAGCCCUUUCUCCUCUGCGAGUUCAGAGAAGAAUGACCAUGUGCCAUUAGGAACACUGAGUGCUCCCCUCUUUCCACAAGAGGAGCGAAGCCUAAGAGAUCCCCUGAGGGCACAGAACACAUUAAUUUUCAGUGGAGUGAAAGGUCUAUAUAUGGUAGACAGCCAUAUUUUCCCUGGGAGAUGUGGCUUCUAUAACUCCUGUCAAAUUCAAGGGAGAAACCUUAUUGAAAGAAAGCUAGCCUUCGGGCAGGAUUCUCUCUGAAGAUUAUUGUGUGUCCAGAAUGAAAGAUGAGAAUAAUUGUUUCCCUCACAUUCAUAAUCUCCAUUAUUAGUUUAAAGUCGUGUAGCACAGAGCAUCUAUAGCACAUAGUGUUUAAAGACUAAUGAAUGAAAAAAAGGUAAAAACUUCAACUAAUUUUUUGGGUUGUUUCUUAUCUAUGAUACUAGGAGAUGCCUUGUUGGCAAAGCACAUUUUGGGUAGUUGAGGUCUUUUGUUUUCACCUUAGGCUUUCCAAGCUUUCUUACAAUGUGAACUGAUGACUGUAACAUUUCAUGUGUAAAAAUAACUGGAUAUUGUUUAUAUACUGGAAAUAAUCUGUGAAUCCAAGAUUUCACUAAGUGUUUUAACUUUUGUGUAUAUAUCUCUCAUCAAUAAAUGUGGAUUUCAAUUUC